Messenger RNA from Dryobates pubescens (Downy woodpecker), 4423 nucleotides. RefSeq names its product protocadherin 11 X-linked (gene PCDH11X). The record is from RefSeq and is a predicted model, not a curated record. Gene Ontology annotation, cellular component: plasma membrane. Gene Ontology annotation, biological process: homophilic cell-cell adhesion. The coding region runs from base 505 to 3585 and encodes 1026 amino acids. Gene Ontology annotation, molecular function: calcium ion binding. NCBI's taxonomy places the organism in Eukaryota, Metazoa, Chordata, Aves, Piciformes, Picidae. The transcript has 5 exons.
AGCCGCCCGCCGCGGAGAGGUCCGCGGGGCUGCGCGGCCGAGCGGCACCGAGUGCCGGCUCUCUCCGCGCAACUUCGCUUACGCCGCAGGACCUGAGCGGGCUGCUGCGGGGCUUCCAGGGCGCGAUCGCCUUUCCAUCCAUUUUCAGCUGCAAAAGCCAAUAAUUCGAUAACCCAGCAGAAAUAAAACAAACUCGGGCUUACCUAAAAGUUAGGAUACCUUUCCCCCCCUUUUUCUUUAUCAUUUCUUUUACGAUUUUUAUUCCCUAUGUGGAAGUCGCCUGAGAACCGUGCUCGGCACGCUGCAUGGGAAGAAGCGGCUUGUGUUUUGGAUGGAGGAUUUGCUGUUGCGGAGCGGGCUAACUUCCAUGCAGUGGGGCAGCCUUCACUACUCUUAACGCCUUGAUGAUGUGCGGAGGAGCCCAUGUAGCUUGACAUCGUGUGCAGAGAAGGCACUGAAGCCACUCUUGGUGUUCUACAGGAAUCCUCAUUAGUUGUUCUGGAGAUGGACUUGCUGUCUGGAACCUACCUCUUGGCAGUCUUAUUAGCCUGUAUUGUAUUCCAAUCUGGCGCCCAGGAGAAGAACUACACCGUGCGGGAAGAACUGCCUGAAAAUGUCCUCAUUGGCAAUUUGCUCAAGGAUCUUAACCUGACGCUGGACCCAGACGUGCCUCUUUCCUCACCACUGCAGUUCAAGCUUGUGUACAAGACUGGGGAUGUGCCAUUGGUACGGGUGGAGGAGAACACGGGGGAGAUAUUCACCACUGCCAACCGCAUAGACCGGGAGAAGCUGUGUGCCGGCAUCUUCACUGAGAAUCGCUGCUUCUAUGAGGUGGAGGUUGCUGUUUUGCCUGAUGAGGUGUUCAGAUUGGUCAAGAUCAGAUUCCUAAUAGAGGAUAUAAAUGACAAUGCUCCCCUCUUCCCCUCGACAGUUAUUAACAUCUCUAUCCCUGAAAACACAGCGAUUAACUCCCGCUAUUCCGUGCCGUCCGCCAUCGAUCCGGACAUCGGGGUGAACGGUAUCCAGCAUUAUGAGCUCCUUAAGCCCAAAACGGCUCCGAAAAGGACCUUCGGAUCCAUUACAAACGAUCAGGGUCAAAACGUGUUUGGUCUCGAUAUAAUUGAGACACCUGAGGGGGACAAGUGGCCUCAACUGAUUGUCCAGCAGAUCCUGGAUAGGGAACAGAAGGAUACCUAUGUGAUGAAAAUUAAAGUUGAGGACGGCGGGAGCCCUCCAAGGUCUAGCACUGCCAUCCUGCAGGUCACAGUGACUGAUGUGAAUGACAACCGCCCAGUCUUCAAGGAGAACGACAUUGAAGUUAGCGUUCCGGAAAACGCUCCGGUGGGCACCUCCGUUUCUCAGCUCCACGCCACUGAUGCAGACCUGGGCUCGAAUGCGCAAAUCCACUUCUAUUUCAGCAACCAGAUCUCCAGUCUGGCCAAGAGGCUCUUUGCCAUCGAUAACACCACCGGCCUCAUCACUAUUCGAGAACCGCUAGACAGGGAGGAAUCUCCCGUCCACAAGUUAACCGUUUUGGCCAGCGAUGGCAGCUCCACUCCAUCGAGAGCUACAGUGACCGUGAACGUCACAGACAUCAACGACAACGUGCCAUCCAUAGACACGAGGUACAUCAUCAACCCUGUGAACGGCACGGUGCUUCUGUCCGAGAAGGCUCCCCUCAACACCAAAAUCGCCCUGAUCACCGUCAUGGACAAGGACGCCGACCUGAACGGGAAGGUGACUUGUUUUACGGACCAUGAUGUCCCUUUCAGGCUGAAGCCAGUGUUUGAUAACCAGUUCCUCCUGGAGACAGCCACCUUUCUAGAUUAUGAAGCCACACGGGAAUAUGCCAUUAAAAUAGUGGCUUCGGAUUCGGGGAAGCCUCCCUUGAACCAGUCUGCGAUGCUCCUGAUCAAAAUCAAAGAUGAAAACGACAACGCCCCGGUCUUCACACAACCCAUCAUAGGCCUUUCCAUUCCCGAAAACAACGCUCCUGGCACUCAGCUGACCAAGAUAAGCGCUACGGAUGCCGACAGUGGGCGCAAUGCUGAGAUCAGCUACAUCCUGGGUUCUGAUGCACCCCCUAUCUUUAACCUUGACCGCCGUACAGGCAUUCUGACAGCAGUGAGAAAGCUGGACAGAGAAAAGCAAGACAGGUACUCUUUUACCGUGCUGGCUAAGGAUAAUGGGAUGCCACCCUUGCAGACCAAUGCUACUGUGACGGUGUCGGUCCUGGACCAGAAUGAUAACAGCCCUGCCUUCACACAUAGUGAAUAUAAUUUCUAUGUGCCAGAAAACUUACCCAUGUAUGGCACAGUGGGGCUUAUCACAGUUACAGAUGCUGACUCGGGAGAGAAUGCUGCAGUCACUCUGUCUAUAUUAAAUGGUAGAGAUAAUUUCAUUAUAGAUCCCCUUACCGGUGUUAUAAGACCUAAUAUUACCUUUGAUAGGGAGCAGCAGGGGUCAUACACUUUCCAGGUGAAAGCUGUGGAUGGAGGAAGACUGCAGCGUUCCUCAACUGCCAAAGUGACCAUCAAUGUUGUUGAUGUAAAUGACAACAGGCCUGUUUUUGUCAUUCCUUCCUCUAAUUAUUCGUAUGAGUUGGUUCCAACAUCCACCAGUCCAGGGUCCGUAGUUACUAAAGUCUUUGCGGUUGAUAAUGACACAGGAAUGAAUGCAGAGCUCCGCUAUAGCAUCAUAGGUGGGAACUCCAGGGGCUUGUUUACAAUUGACCAGUUGACAGGCAAUAUUACUUUGAAAGAGAAGGUAAUUACAUCAGAUCAUGGCUUGCACAGGCUAGUGAUAAAAGUCAAUGACCUAGGACAGCCAGAGUCUCUUUAUACCAUUGCUCUUGUGCAUUUGUUUGUGAACGAGACGGUCACCAACAGCUCCUACGUGCAAGAGCUAGUGCGCAGGAACAUGGAAACUCCGGUGGGCCAGAACAUUGGGGAUGGUGAGAUAACCCCACAAACCAAUGAUUAUGUCAAGAUCAUCAUUGCCAUUAUUGCAGGCACCAUGACAGUGAUCCUGGUGAUUUUUGUUACUGCUUUAGUACGCUGCCGCCAGACACCUAGGCACAAGGUCGUCCAAAAAAACAAGCAGAGUGGCGAAUGGGUUUCUCCAAACCAGGAGAACAGGCAGAUCAAGAAAAAGAAGAAGAAGAAGAAGCGCUCUCCAAAAAGUCUCCUCCUCAACUUUGUGACUAUUGAAGAAUCUAAGCCUGAUGAUCCUGGCCAUGAGCACAUAAAUGGCACUUUAGACAUUCCAGUAGAGCUAGAAGAACAGACUAUGGGAAAAUAUAACUGGGCCACCACACCGACCACGUUUAAGCCUGACAGCCCAGACUUAGCAAAGCACUACAAGUCUGCUUCGCCACAGCCUACCUUUCAAAUUAAACCUGAGACUCCUGUACCCCCUAAGAAGCACCAUGUCAUUCAGGAACUGCCUCUAGAUAACACCUUUGUGGUGGGCUGUGACUCAAUUUCCAAGUGCUCAUCAAGCAGCUCGGACCCUUACAGUGUUUCUGAAUGCAGCUGUCAAGGAGGCUUCAAGACCCCAGGCCCCAUACACACCAGACAGCUCUGAAGGCCAUCGCAGCUGAUGUUAUGUACUGAAGUCGUACGUGUACACAAUGAUGUUAAGCCAGCAAACAUGGAAACAAGGGAACAGCACGAGAAAGCCCUUUGUCCUGUCUCGGGGUGCCGAAGAACUUUAUCGUCCGCUCUCCAGAGGGCUUUGGAAGUGACCAUGAACUGUUCAAGCUGCCCUACUGAAAGGUAUCCAGGGCAAGAAUUUUCUAAAAGGAAAAGACAAAGACAUUUUAGUACCUUGUGCUAUAGUGUUCUAUACCGUAGUUUUCCUAAGAAAGAAGUGAUGAUGUGACCCAUCCUCCUGCACAGCUGCUGAUCGUGGUACAGCCAGCUUGCUUGUAAUCAUCUUCUUGUCCCAGAGUUUUGUCCUUAUUUAUUUUAGUUGGAGCAAUUAGGAGCUUUUGUUUCUAUAAAUAUAUUAAAAGGGAGCAAUAAAUUUUAUUCACAUGUUAAAAAGAGAAUGUCAAGUUCUUUAUACUCCCUGCAUUUAAAAGAAAAAGAGAUAAAUUGUUGUCACUUAUAGCACCAUUAUACAUGUUAAGAAUUGAGUGUUAUUUAUAUCUGUUCCAUGAUAUCUUUAAUGAUGAUAUUGCUGCUAUGGAUCAUAAAUAGAAUUGAUCAAAUCACUGCUCUCUCAUUUAUAGGCACAGUAGUGGUAGUAGAAAAUCAGUACUUCUGCUUUCUCAGCCACCACAUGUUGUAAGAAAUGAUCACCUUUCAAAGAACUGGAAAGUAUUCACGUCUACAAAGACGUUUUCAUUUGCAUUUUGCUUGCUGGCUGAUGCCUGUGUAAAGGUGCCAUGCAUUCAGCCUGCUGAAAAACCUUCAUUUAA